Molecule: messenger RNA, 2373 nt
Organism: Ficedula albicollis (Collared flycatcher)
Lineage: Eukaryota; Metazoa; Chordata; Aves; Passeriformes; Muscicapidae
Gene: CZH5orf34
Product: chromosome Z open reading frame, human C5orf34
Exons: 11
Coding region: 144-2003 (619 amino acids)
Source: RefSeq, a predicted model, not a curated record
AGCUCGGCCGGGAAUUCGGGCGGAGCUCGGCGGGAGCUCGGCCGGAGUUCGGGCGCUCGCCCCACCCCGCGGUUCCCGCCGUGCGGCGGCGCGGCCGCCUCUCCCCAAGCGGCCCCCGCGGUUCUGACUCGUUGUCCGCAGCGAUGGAGGCGGAAAGGCUGAUGGUGCUGUUCGAGGACGACUCGGUGGAGGUGCACUACGCGGGGGGGUCCCGCUUGCUGCUGUCUCCUUGCGGCUCCGAGUAUCUGCACGAAGCGGCGCUGCCCGCGGCCGCCCACCCGCUCCAGCCUGCGGAGACCACCCGCCAGCGGGUCGCUUUCGCCGUCAGUGCCUACCGGGUAUGCGGCGGGCAGUGCCUCGGGGACGGGAGCGCCGUCCCGGGGAGCAUGCAUAUUCUUCUCAGUGAUAUCUUAGAAAUUAAAUGGCCUGACCCUGUGACAACUGAUCUGACAAGAUGUUUAGACAAUGGCAGUGUGAAGAUCUCAUCUGUGGAUGGCUACGCUCACCUUUACUUGUCAGAAUUGCAGCAAGAAUUUACAGUGGAGUUCUUAUGCAAAGUCAGCCAGUCAUCUGCAGCACGCUCAUGCUCCUCUGAAAAGAACAGCAGCUACCAAAGCAGAGAACAGUAUGGAAAACCAAAUAAAAAUUCUGCUGCAGAAGUCUCAUCAAAACAAAGAAUAGAGAAUAGGAAUAAACAUGGCUGUGCUGAAGGUAAAUGCAGGGAACCAACCAAACCAAAGGACCAAAGAGAUGGAGAUGGAAUCCCUUUGUUCCACACAAAUUGUUCUUCUGAAUAUGCAUGGGUUACACAGCGUUGGACUGUUUCCUUGUGCCCAGAAGAAUGGAAAUACCCUUUGUCCUUGGCUCUAAAAUGUUGUAACUUGCAUACUGUGGAAAAUGUAAUGAAGACAUAUGAGAAGAACAGCUGUACAGCUGUUGAAGGCGGUGUUUUAGCAGACCCUGAAACACAUAAAACAGUUUCUUGUUUACCUACAGCUUUGCCACUCAGCUGCAGAGCCCCACAUCUACACAGGUGGACAUUCUGUGACUUCUUUCGGAAUGAUGACAUGGAGAAGUAUUCAUUCUCUCAGCUAAUUCAAGUUGUUUGGUGUCAGGGUGUUUUCUACAGAUUUAUCCAUGGUAGGACAAACAUCAUAGAAAUUUAUCCUGGUGAUGACUCAUUUUUCAAAUCAGAGGGAGCGUUUUUGGGAAAAUAUUUCGUACAUUAUGCAAUCCAAAAAGGAACAAAAAAGGUGGAAGAAAAGAUGUAUUCAGUGAUCAGCCUACCUCCAGAUGUGCCAGGACAUCCAUACUCUAUAGCCUCCAUUAUUACUCAGGCAACCAAGAUACUUCACUACUGCUGCAAAACAAAACUGUCAUUGAGUCAUAAUUAUUAUCUCUGCUGCUGGAAAGUGGUAUCUGAGACUGAUGGACAAGAAAUGUUGCCAGUUUUGCUACAUGAAAAGGUUAUUCCCAGCAUAGGAAAACUGGUUGUGUACUCAGAUCAUAAAGUCCAUGCUAUUUUUUGGGAUGGGAUGACCCUGACUAUGGUUUGGGAUUUCAGCUCUUCCUGUGAUGAGAUCCAGAUAAACGAAGAUAUAGGCUGGUGUAAGUUAACUACUCCUGAUGGGCUACAGCAGCUAAUACAAAUAAGUAAUCCUGGAGUCUAUGAAAGGUACAUCAGAGCAGCAAUAGAAUGGUGCAGAAGUUUGAAUGAAGGGAAAGAGAUUGCUGAAUAUACUGCACACUCUGUAACUGAAGAAAAUUGGUCUGCUGAUGCUGAGCUUGAAAAAAUACAGAGAUUUAAUUUUUUAUUAGACAAUAGCAACAUUCUGAAAAGGACAUCUGCUGCAAAAUCCAAUCCAUCUGGUAUCACUGUGAGAAAAAAAGAAAACGGGGGUGAGACGGAAGAACUUAGUGAAGGUUGCGUCUUGGAGGCUUUGGAAAAAACUUCUAAAGUCAUUCAGGAUAUUGAAUCUCUGCUUGCUGUUUCUGGGAGGUGAAGCCCUGUGUUCCAUGUCCUCGUAGGAGCUGUCCCAGUCCGAGGGGGCUCUGAGGGGAGAGAGCAAUGGAGGCUGAAGCCAGAGGGACGAGCUGCCAGCGUGUUCCUGGCGAAGUCUGCCAGGUGCCAGCGCAGUAUCAAUGUUAAUGCCAUUGCUGUAUUCGGUGUAGGCAAAGAGAACGGUUGAGAUAACGGAGCACUGCUGUAUAAAUGGAUCAGGCCUGACCGGACAGUGCUGCUUUAAUGUAUGAAUGUAUAUGUUCGAAUCAAUUUGAUUGAUGGAUCACUGCUGAAAUGUGACCAGGGUAGACACGGGAAGUUUUCACUGUAAAAACGUGAUUUUAUUCAGAUGCUUACACCAAGAAGUCUUA